Molecule: messenger RNA, 543 nt
Organism: Helobdella robusta
Lineage: Eukaryota; Metazoa; Annelida; Clitellata; Rhynchobdellida; Glossiphoniidae
Exons: 5
Coding region: 1-543 (180 amino acids)
Source: RefSeq, a predicted model, not a curated record
AUGGAUGACAGCACUAGUUUCAGGCUCUGUGUCCCUCAAGAUCAAAUGUCUGCCAUCAUGGAUCCGGAGUUGUGGCCCGAGCACGCUGUCAUUCAUAAAGGGAUUUUCAAUCCAAAAUUAAAUCAUGUUAAAAAACUUCAAUUAACGAUGGCCAUCAUAGAUGAUGAAGUUGGCGGUGGGGUCGGCUUGUUUUUAAAAAGUGAUUUGGAAUACGAGAUUGAAGAUUGCAAUUUUAAUUCAAACUCCUUGAAAACAGAAACAAAAUACAUAAAUUAUUUAAAAUUAAGAGCUGCGGAAGCAAGGCAGAGAAUUCACGUGGUCAUGUUGAAUUUCAACAAUAAAGUGGACAAAAAGUUGGACCAGCUUGUCUACGUACAGCCCACGGGAGUGAUGUCGGUCAGAACAGAGUACCUGGUCCGUAGCAGGCCUCUUGAAUACUUACCGAAAGGAAAACUGAACCCCAUAAAGGAUGACAAGCAGCACUACCUAACUAUGACUGAGAGAGCCAGACUAAGAACUAUCUUGAACGAGAAGAUAAUUUAG